This is a messenger RNA of Ostreococcus tauri, 585 nucleotides long. RefSeq names its product unnamed product. The transcript has a single exon. Lineage: Eukaryota; Viridiplantae; Chlorophyta; Mamiellophyceae; Mamiellales; Bathycoccaceae. The record is from RefSeq and is a predicted model, not a curated record. The coding region runs from base 1 to 585 and encodes 194 amino acids.
AUGGGGUCGACGUUCGUCACCGUGCGAGAGGUGCAGCGCGAACUCGAACAAUUGGGUCGAGAAGACAUCGACGAUGACGUCGUGGCGCGAUACCUCGUCGAACGACGACGACGCGGACGAGGAGACGGUGAAGAAAACGGCGGACGAGCGCGCGCGAAGGAUGCGCGUGAGGUGGAUUUCGAUUUUGAAUUGAGUGAUGAGGACGACGACGGGCGACGACCGACGGGUGCGACCGCUCGGUGUGGAUCGUUUGCGGUGGCGACGCCGAUGGAUAGGCCGCCGUGGAACGGGGACGCGUUUGAGACGGUGAACGCGCCGUCGCGACGGUUUCACGCCGACGCGCUACCGCGGAGGAAGCAUCGUGACGCGACGACGAGCGCGAUCGAUGGGAGAUGCGAAGACGGUCAAAUAGAUGUAGUGCGGGUGGGUGCGAUGUAUAGGCAGGCGUGGGAGAACGCUCCCGAUGUCGUCAGGGAUGAGCGGCGGCCAAAGAUUGGCUUCGCGCAAAAAUUCGCCGAAGAGCACGCGAAGGAAAACGCUCAGAGGAAUCGACUCCUCGGUGGCAGGCGUCGAUAUAACUAUUAG